ACACAUUGUGAACCUUUUACUACAGCCUGAAAUUGUUAAUUAUUAUGGUUUUCCAUCCGAAGUGCAUCAUGCAACAACAAAUGAUGGCUAUGUGCUUGAACUGCAUCGGAUUCCAAAUGGCAAAAAUGGAAUUAGUGCACAUCCGAAACCAGUUGUGUUUCUUCAACAUGGUUUUGUCGGCUCAAGUGCUGUUUGGAUCACAAAUUUGCCAAAUCAGUCCGCUGGAUUUUUAUUUGCCGAUGCAGGAUUUGAUGUGUGGAUGGGGAAUGUUAGAGGUAAUGUUUACUCUACCAAACACGUAAAUUAUACUCGGAAAAAUCUGAAAUACUGGAAAUUCACAUUUGAUAAAUUCGCUAAAUACGACUUAGAUACCAUGAUCAAUUAUGUGCUUAACAAAACACACCAGCGAAUUUUGUAUUACGUUGGAUAUUCCGAAGGUACCUUAACAAUGUUUGCAAAACUUUCAACCGACCACAACUUUGCCAGAAAAAUCGCCAAAUUUUUUGCUCUUGGACCAAUCGGUACACUCUCACACAUUAAAGGCUUAAUAGAUACUGCAGCAAAAAAAUUUAUCAGACCACUUAAAUUUAUGACGAAAUUCAUUGGCGAAUUCAUGCCGAAUAAGUCGAUUUUUCAAUGGAUCACCAAAUCAACAUGUUCUCUCAAAAAUAUCGUUGAAUAUUGUGAAAGUCUCAUGUUUCAGAUGACUGGACCUCCAACUAUUGAAAUGAAUAGUCGAAUUCCUGUUUAUAUGAGUCAUCUGCCAGCUGGUACUUCCAUGGCAAAUGUCUUACAUUGGACUCAGAUGGUUAAUAGUGGAAAAGCACAAAUGUACGAUUACGGAUCGGAGAUGGAAAAUAUGAAACACUAUAAAUCAAUAAGGCCUCCUGUAUAUAACUUAUCGCUAGUCAGUGUUCCUGUUUACUUGUAUUGGAGCGAGAAAGACUGGUUAGCUGAUAAACGUGAUGUUGAAGUAAACCUUCAUCCUUAUAUUACCGAGUUUACUCAAGAUGGUAUAAUUGCUGUCAUACCUGAAGAAUACCUAAUGCAAAAUAAACAACUAGAAAAUUUCAAUCAUUUUGACUUCAUUUGGGGAAUUCACGCCGCUAAAGAAAUAUAUCAUGAUAUUAUUCAAAUUAUUCGCGAGGAUUUGAAAAUACGACGCAAUCAUAAAUAA
Messenger RNA from Thelazia callipaeda (thelaziosis nematode), 1177 nucleotides. The record is from the annotation of a GenBank genome assembly. Lineage: Eukaryota; Metazoa; Nematoda; Chromadorea; Rhabditida; Thelaziidae.